AUGACCACGCCGGCUAAACGACGCCUGAUGCGCGACUUUAAACUGAUCCAAGACGAUCCGCCGCCGGGCAUCAGCGCCGCUCCCAAGGAGUCCAACAUCAUGCACUGGAAUGCGGUCAUCUUUGGCCCGACGGACACUCCAUUCGAGGAUGGCACUUUCCAUCUGAUGCUCACCUUCAGCGAGGACUACCCGAACAAGCCACCGAUAGUCAAGUUUGUUUCCAAGAUGUUUCACCCAAAUGUGUACAACGACGGCAGCAUCUGCCUGGACAUUCUGCAGGCUCGCUGGAGUCCGACGUACGACGUGGCCGCCAUUCUCACCUCCAUUCAGUCGCUCCUCGACGAGCCGAACCCCAAUUCACCUGCUAAUGCAACCGCCGCCCAGCUGUACACUGAAAAUCGCAACGAGUACAUUAAGCGCGUCAUGGCCACCGUUGAGCAGAGCUGGGCCCAGUUUCCCGAGAGUGAUCCCGAGGAGCAGAGCAAGGAGGCUCCGCCGAGCAGCAGCAGCAACAACAGUGAUGGCAACAGUGGUGGCACUUAA
Rhagoletis zephyria (snowberry fruit fly) is the source of this 543-nucleotide messenger RNA. NCBI's taxonomy places the organism in Eukaryota, Metazoa, Arthropoda, Insecta, Diptera, Tephritidae. The record is from RefSeq and is a predicted model, not a curated record.